Molecule: messenger RNA, 1872 nt
Organism: Trematosphaeria pertusa
Lineage: Eukaryota; Fungi; Ascomycota; Dothideomycetes; Pleosporales; Trematosphaeriaceae
Product: kinase-like protein
Exons: 3
Coding region: 1-1671 (556 amino acids)
Biological process (GO): protein phosphorylation
Molecular function (GO): protein kinase activity; ATP binding
Source: RefSeq, a predicted model, not a curated record
AUGAAGAGCGAAUGCGACGCUGUCCGAAAGCAUGCUGAGCUCGUGAAAGGUGUCCUUGAUAAGAAUCAGCAAGUAUUCCAGAACGACGAAUGCGAGAAGAAGCUGCGGGAGGUUGUGGGGCAACUGCUGCAUUUUGCCAUUUGGUGCAAGGAUGCCAACUUCCUUCAGCGAGUUUGGGAAGUUUCGUGGAAGAAACGCCUGCCACGCUUGAUGCAAGACUUGAUGACAUGGGCCUUGGUACUCUCUGUUGGAACGACGGCGUCCGCUAGGUCCGACCUGCUCAGGCUGAUCACUGAUGUCAGUCAAAGUGAGAUACUGCAGCGCAAAGAUACCUCGGAUCUCAUGACGCAAAUACAGAGUCAAUCAACAAUCCUGGAUGAGAUCAUCAAGGCCCUGAAGGAACCCGAGACCCCAAAACUCCAACUAGACUUUCGCGACAACGAUUCCCGCCUCACUUUGACCAAAGACCCUCUGGAUGAUACUCUAUUGAGUGGCGAGCUGCACCCCCAUGGGUCACAAGACGGCUCGGUCAAAGUGCUUUGCGAGCCCGUGAACGAGUCAAUUAUGAAGUACGGGGAGAAGGGACCGCGACACGUUCUCAUAUACGCCCAGAUCUCCGCGAACACCGGUGUGCAGCCAUUUUACGGCAUCGCAGAGAGAUCCGGUAAGCGAUGGACGGUCAUGAGAGAUCUGCGCGGUAUGCCUUCCCUUGCGCGCCUCAUCAAAGAUGGGAACUGGCCGAAGUCGCUCUCUCAUAGACUGAGCGUUGCAUACGAAGUCGCAAAGACUAUGGAGUAUCUCCAUUCCGUCGAGGUUCUGGUGAAGCGACUAUCCGAUCAUACCGUUGUCCUUGAAACAACCGAUAGCACCAUUAUUCCGUGUCUGACAAAUAUUGAGAGUGCCCGCCUGAUCAAAGAACGCACGACGGGCGGCAGAUACGACCUUCGAUAUGAAGCCCCUGAAGUUGCAAUAAUUAAGCAGCACAGUAUCUACACCGACAUAUGGAGCCUGGGCAUCUUCAUCUGGCAAUGCGCGACCGGAUCCGCGCCUUUUGGCCUCACCGAUGAGGUUCUCGACGCAUCAGGCUCAGCUGCAGCAACGAUUCGGGGCCGGACGAGUCAGGGAGAAAUUCUCUGGUCUCUUGAGAACCCGGAAUCUACCGCAUUGCGUGCCAUCAGUCGGCUUGUGGAGCAGUGCUGCAAACGCCGCGCCACUAUUCGACCCUCAGCAACCGAAGUUGUACAUUCGCUCCUAGAAAUAAUGACAAUACCAGUGCUGGAUUCGAAUGGUGCGGCACCACUUGAUGGGGGGGAAACUAAAGAGAGGGUGGCCACCAUGCUUGAGUCGGGCGAAGGAGAGCUAUCCGAGCAAGACGAUAAUGCGCUUCGCAUGCUGGCCCAGCAAGGCGAUGCCACGGCAGCAUAUUUGCUCGGCUCCGCUGUCUGGAAGGGCUUCGCUCAUUCUAAUGGCGAAGCGCAAGGCGGUCUCAUCGUAGUCUCUGAAAAGCACAGAGAAAAAGAAAUGCGUGCCCGUGCUGCUCUCGUACAGCUUGAAUUCGCUUUCCAAAGCGGCAUCAAAGCAGCAGCAAAAGACCUCUACGAAAUUCACGCCUGGCUAGGUAAUCUCUACGGGGUCAAAUACAACCAGGCUAGGGAGUUGAAAAGUCUCUAACGGUACCGCUGGGAAAAGUGGGCCCAUAGUGCUGAACAUCGUGGCGACGUGGAUUAUUUAGAUGCAUUCAUAGAAUUACUUCUAAGAGUCGGAUAUUCAGCGCAUUGUAAGCACCAAGCAUUAUAACCGUCAUGAAGUUCACUGGUACAUCCUGGAACUUUAUGCUAGGUUUACACAUCGUUCUAGGCUAGGGAUGAAGAA